Messenger RNA from Alnus glutinosa, 1652 nucleotides. Its product is annotated as carboxyl-terminal-processing peptidase 1, chloroplastic. Gene Ontology annotation, biological process: proteolysis. The record is from RefSeq and is a predicted model, not a curated record. The transcript has 12 exons. Lineage: Eukaryota; Viridiplantae; Streptophyta; Magnoliopsida; Fagales; Betulaceae. Gene Ontology annotation, molecular function: endopeptidase activity; protein binding; serine-type peptidase activity. The coding region runs from base 1 to 1416 and encodes 471 amino acids.
AUGAGGGUCUUGGCCCUCUCAAACUCCUUACCCACACUCCCACCAUCCCCAUCCACAUCCGAGACUCCAAAGCCUCCAAUCCUCUGCAAUUUCAUCACCACCCACAACAAUAUCACCAAUUGUGCUAAGAAAUCCCUUAGUUUAGCUCUCUCGGGAGCUCUCUCCUUCGGCCUUCUCUUCUCGUCCCCCUGCUCCAUUGCAUUGGAGUCUCCAACAAUUCAGUCACCUUCUUCUUCUUCUGAGCUCUGCCGCGAGGACGAGCGAAUAGAGAAGGCUGAGACUCGCCCCAGAGUGGUGACGAACGAAGGGAUAGUAGAGGAAGCUUGGGAAAUCGUCAAUGACAGCUUUCUCAACACCGGUCGCCAUCGCUGGUCUCCCCAAACGUGGCAGAAAAAGAAGGAAGAUAUUCUGAACACUUCCAUUCCGACGAGGUCAAAGGCUCAUGAUAUCAUCAGACGAAUGUUGGCAAGCCUGGGUGAUCCGUAUACGCGUUUUCUUUCCCCCGAAGAGUUCUCCAAGAUGGCAAGGUAUGACAUGAGUGGUAUUGGACUAAACCUUAGGGAAGUUCUGGAAGAUGAUGGUGAUUUAAAACUGAAGGUGAUAGGACUCCUGUUGGAUGGCCCUGCGCAUUCUGUUGGUGUUAGACAGGGGGAUGAAGUGUUAGCUGUCAAUGGAGUAGAUGUGAAAGGCAAAUCAGCCUUUGAAGUAUCAUCUUUGUUACAAGGCCCGAAUGAAACAUUUGUGACUAUUAAGGUCAAGCAUGGCAAUUGUGGGCCUAUUCAAUCCAUUGAAGUCCAGAGACAACUUGUUGCUCGAACCCCAGUGUCAUAUCGUUUGGAGCAAAUUGACAAUGGAACUACUUCUGUUGGCUACAUGCGCUUAAAAGAGUUCAAUGCAUUGGCUAGAAAAGACUUGGUGAUUGCAAUGAGGCGACUUCAGGAUAUGGGAGCCUCAUAUUUCAUUCUCGAUCUAAGAGACAACCUUGGUGGACUCGUACAGGCUGGAAUUGAGAUCGCCAAACUCUUUCUAAAUGAGGGGAAGACGGUGAUAUAUACCGCUGGAAGGGAUUCACAGUACCAAAACACCAUUGUUGCAGAUGCUGCACCAUUGAUUACAGCUCCUGUUAUUGUUUUGGUGAACAACAAAACUGCUAGUGCUAGUGAAAUUGUUGCUUCUUCGCUGCAUGAUAAUUGUAGAGCUGUCCUUGUGGGGGAAAGGACUUAUGGCAAGGGUUUGAUUCAAUCUGUAUUUGAACUUCGUGAUGGAUCUGGUGUGGUUGUUACUGUUGGGAAGUAUGUAACUCCAAAUCACAGGGACAUAAAUGGCAAUGGAAUAGAGCCCGAUUAUCGAAAUUUCCCAGCUUGGGGUGAUGUCAAGCAGCAUCUUAUUAAGUGCGGUAAGCUUCAGCAAGGAUGAAACAAAGGUUACAGUCUUCUUAUUUAAGCUUCAGCAGCAUCUCUUUCUAGAUUUAGGUGGGUAAUCUAACGUAAAGACAUCUUCAUGUGAACCCUGCCUUAUUUUUCUUGAAAUUUGUCUGUGAAAGUGUGAUAGAAUAAGUUGCUGACUUGCCAUAUGGCUCGUGCUUUUUGAGCAUACGCAUAUGGUGCUCUAUACUUCUGUUUGCUUUGCUAUAAAGUGCACAAGUUCUGAGA